This is a messenger RNA of Oikopleura dioica, 423 nucleotides long. NCBI's taxonomy places the organism in Eukaryota, Metazoa, Chordata, Appendicularia, Copelata, Oikopleuridae. The record is from the annotation of a GenBank genome assembly.
AUGGAAGAUCAGGAAAAUAUGGAGAUGAUGAUGAUGCCGAUGUAUUUUUCAAACCACUGGGGAUUUUAUCUUCUUUGGGAAAAAUGGAUGAUCAUGAGCGCGAAGCAAGAAAUUGGUGCGUGUUUUGCAUUUUUCUUCAUGGCAAUAUUUUUUGAAGGAAUCAAAGCGUUGAGAUUUUACUUCGAGCAAAAAAUCACUGAUGAUAUCUACUUCGGUUUUCGGGAAAUUGCCUUUAGCAAGUUUUACGUUCUUUCAAGUCUUCUCUACAUCCCUCAAGUAACAUUUGGCUACUACAUCAUGCUGGCAACAAUGAGCUACAACUACGGGGUCUUCUUUUCAAUCGUCUUCGGCCUGGCAACUGGCAACUUUUUAUUCUCCUGGCGAAGCGUCGGCAAGAAAAUAGAAGGCGAUGGUUGUUGCUAG